AGGGUUUGCUCAUAAAUAUCAUCACCUGAGGCCGGCUAGCUGGGAAGAAGACUAUUAAUCAGUAUAUUGCGGAAAAUCGUCCCACGUGCGAAGUUGUUUACUAAACUUGUUUUGGGUUAUCAGCCAUGGCUCAGACGCAGCAAGCGAUCAGCCACUGGAGUGUGGGUCGAGGUCGGGGUCGAGGCAGGGGUUCCCGUCAACAACAAUCCUACACUCCGUCCAGACGUCCAGGAGAGGCGUCUACCCCAUCCAAGGACCAACCCUCCUGCAAAGUAGCACAAGUUGAAAAGGAUCUUUCGGCUUGUAGUUUAAACUCUGUAAGUCAACCAGAAAACAAACAUAAAACAACCUCAGGCUCCUCACCCGCAGGAACAAGGUCAUCAGGGAACACAAGUGCUCCAUCUGCUGGAGGACUGAAAACUGGAGUCACCAAACUGAAGGCCAAGUACAGCUACAAAGCCAACUUGGAUAGUCCUCUAGGAGAGAAAGAACUCACUGUGAAGCAGGGCCAGGAACUGGUCUUUGUUGAGACCUGUAAAGACAAUGAUAUGUGGUGGAAGGUCCAGACUAAGGAUGGCGAUGAAAAGGGCUUUGUGCCUUCUACCUAUCUUGAGGUGGUUACAGAAAAAUUAACCCAACUUCCCUGGCUUGCGGACAAACAGUUAACUGAAGAGGAAGAGUUACCGAAAGGUAAACGCGAGUGGAAGCCAUAUGUAUCGGCCUACCACAGAGAAGAGAAAACAAGCCAGCCUGCCACGGUGAAUAAGGAACAGUACUUCUGCAAGAUAUGUGUCAAGCAGCUCAAUGGCCCCCAGCCUUACAGUGCCCACAUGAACAGCAAAGCACACAAGGAAGAGGUUCAACUGGCCAAAGAGUAUGGAACCUACACUGAAGAUGAACACUAGAUACGUUGAGAAGGCAGGAGUACUCCUGUCAUUGAUGUGCCAAACUUAGCAGCUGAAUGGCCCCAAUCUUGAUCCAGAAUACCAAUGCCUUUAAGGAAGACAUUGUUCUGCCAAAGGGAAUGGGAUAAAUGACUGAAGAUUAAACUAUUGCCUACUGGAACAAGGAAGUCCUUGUACAGAUUCUAUGGGGAAUUACAGAGCUCAGUAGUCAACAGGUAAACUCUCUCUAGCUUUCCUUGCUGGUUGAUGUUAUGUAGCACCAGAGGUGUUGGACAAUGGUAUUGAACUGUCAAAGGGAAAGGGAUAUGUUAAUUAAAGGAAUAUUAACAUGUUGCCUACUGGAACCAGUUGGUCCUUGUUCAGAUCUAUGGAAAUUAUAGAACUUGGUAAUCAGUGGGUUAAUUGUGGCAUUGGAGGAGUUGAGCCAUGAGGGAUGAUGAUAUCUGCUACAGUAAUUAAGUCAGUGCCAAAGACAUUCUAGAAAGUGUGUGAUGUAUGUUAAGAGAUUUAAAAACCUGCUUUAUACUGCUCUAUGUAGAAUUAACAUUCUUCAAAUGGUUUUUAGAUGGGACACCUCUUGUAGGAGGGCAGCU
Messenger RNA from Lytechinus variegatus (green sea urchin), 1498 nucleotides. RefSeq lists its product as uncharacterized. Gene Ontology annotation, molecular function: nucleic acid binding; zinc ion binding; protein binding. The transcript is spliced from 4 exons. Bases 126 to 905 code for a protein of 259 amino acids. Lineage: Eukaryota; Metazoa; Echinodermata; Echinoidea; Temnopleuroida; Toxopneustidae. The record is from RefSeq and is a predicted model, not a curated record.